AUGCCUAGUUCCUGCCAAGAUAUUCGAGCUGCGCUGGCACAAUGUCUCCAGGAGUCGGACUGCGUCAUGGUGUAUCGCAACAAACCAUCCGAUUGUCUGCGAGCUCCUCUCCUCGAAACGAUGCCCACCAAGUGUCAACAGUUAAAGAAAGGCUACGGUGAAUGCAAACGGGGAUUGGUCGAUAUGCGCAAGCGAUUCAGAGGUAACCAGCCAAUUUCUGUAAGCAAAGAGAUUGAGGGAGGAGGGGAAAGAAAUACUGGAGGUCAUAUGCUAUACGCUGGGAAACCAGCUUUUGACAGCGGGGUCAAAGAGACGAGUGGAAAUGAGCCCGAGGAGAAAGACUGGAGACAGUUGGAGAACGAAAAAUACAGAAAGGAAUAG
Sclerotinia sclerotiorum 1980 UF-70 is the source of this 381-nucleotide messenger RNA. RefSeq lists its product as hypothetical. Gene Ontology annotation, cellular component: mitochondrion. Lineage: Eukaryota; Fungi; Ascomycota; Leotiomycetes; Helotiales; Sclerotiniaceae. Gene Ontology annotation, biological process: mitochondrial respiratory chain complex IV assembly. The record is from RefSeq and is a predicted model, not a curated record. The coding region runs from base 1 to 381 and encodes 126 amino acids. The transcript is spliced from 2 exons.